This is a messenger RNA of Platichthys flesus (European flounder), 2043 nucleotides long. RefSeq names its product dTDP-D-glucose 4,6-dehydratase-like. The transcript has 12 exons. Gene Ontology annotation, biological process: nucleotide-sugar metabolic process. Gene Ontology annotation, molecular function: dTDP-glucose 4,6-dehydratase activity. The coding region runs from base 150 to 1187 and encodes 345 amino acids. Lineage: Eukaryota; Metazoa; Chordata; Actinopteri; Pleuronectiformes; Pleuronectidae. The record is from RefSeq and is a predicted model, not a curated record.
CAGAACCGUAGCAGUCGCAAAACGAGGCAUCGUCAAUUCGGAAGCAAACAGAGGAUCAGUGUGAGCUGUCAGGCAGAGAAGAGGAGGAAGAGGAGGUGGAGGAGGGAGCGGUGAAGAUGAAGUUAUUAUAACUGUGUGUGUAGGAGAAGAUGGACUUUAACACUGUGCUGGUGACUGGAGGCUCCGGAUUCAUCGGCUCCCAUCUUGUGUGUUCACUGGUCAACAGACACCCUGACUGGAGAAUUAUUAACCUGGAUGAUUUGGAUUACUGCUGCAGCCCCAGGAGUCUGGAGAGCAUUGAAGACAGAGCAAACUACACCUUCAUCCGAGGAGAUGUGUGUAACUCGAGGCUGGUCGACCACAUUUUCAACACGGAGUCCAUCGAUGUGGUUUUCCACCUGGCGGCCAAAACACAUGUCGAGUCGUCGUUUGAAUCUCCAUCCACUUUCCAGCGGGUGAACGUCGACGGCACCAGGGUUUUACUGGCAGCUGCACAUCAGGCCAGACACCGGCCUCAGCGCUUCAUCUACGUCAGCACCGAUGAGGUGUACGGAGCUGGGCUGGACGAGGUGUUUGAUGAGAGCAGCCCGGUGAGGCCGUCCAACCCGUACUCUGUGACAAAAGCAUCUGCAGAGCUCCUGGUCAGAUCCUACUGGGAUAAAUACAAGUUUCCCAUCAUCAUCACCAGAAGCAACAACAUCUACGGGCCCCGGCAGUUCACUGAGAAGGUCAUCCCGAGGUUUCUCACCCUGCUGCGAAUGAACAAGAAAUGCACCAUCCAGGGGACGCUCCCUAAAUCUCGCCAUUUCCUGUUCAUCGACGACGCCGUCAGUGCCUUCCUGCUGCUCCUGGAGAAAGGGAUUGUGGGAGAAAUCUACAACAUGGGGACAAGCUGCGAGAUUCCCAUCAUGCAACUGGCCCGGCAGCUUAUAAGGAUGGUGAAGAAUGUUCCGGACUCGGAGGUGAACGAUUGGAUCGACUUUGUGCCGGACAGGCCGCAGGUCGACCUGCGCUAUCCAAUCACAAGUGAGAAGCUGCAGCAGCUUGGCUGGAGGGCCGAGGUGUCGUGGACUGAGGGCAUCAGACAAACUGUGUUGUGUCUUCCAGUGAAAUGGUACCAGGACCACCCAGAUUUCUGGUCAGCCGGCGGGGACCGAAGACAAAUCAGAGGAAACCUGGAGCUUUGAACGGAGUCACAAGGCAGCCAUUACAUUUUUUAAAUUUCACAUAUUUGUGUGGCACAAAUUGUGUUAUGGCAGCUCAAAUUACUGCUGCUUCAUUAGCCUCAGUAUUAUGUCUGAAUGAUCGUUGGACCAACUGAGGUGCAGAGCCUCUAUUAAACCAAAGCUUCGACUGGAAAUGGAUGCACUUUAUCUCUAUUAAUUAGUCACCUGAUGUUGUCUAGCAGACCUGAAGGAACGUAGAAACCUGAAAGCUCCUCAUCGUGCUCUUGAAUAUCUCGCAAUUUGAUCGGCGUCUUUCAACAGCAUUGUUUUGGUGUUUCCCUGAGGGCGAAUACACAAACUGGUCAAACUGGCCUGAGGAACCACGUCAUCUCUCGCUGUCAUGUCUCAAACUGCAGCUUAACAUUUGUGUCUGACCCUGGAUCUAUACCGUUGAAGGACUUUCAGGAGCUUCAGGAACUUUCAACAAAUCUUUCAAAGUUGUUUUUUUUAAAUCCUCUGUGUACAUUUCAAUUCAGCAGGUAGCUUGGUAAUCCAGUGACCAAAUAUUGUAGUGCAGCGCAAAGAGGGAAGACAUUAGGUCAUUUGUGUUUAACAGACGGUGCCAUCUUGCACAUUUGGAGCGAGAGUCUGUGAAGGAGCGAUCGUGGUGUGGCGCUGCAGUGGUGACAACUUUCAAACUGUAAUAGUAUUUUGUAUAAAGAUAUUUUUGUUAUAACAGCCUCAUAAUAAAAAGGUUGAGAAGGGAACCACAGCUAAUUUAAAGUCCUUUAUCUCAGUCAGGUGUUUGUUCCUGACAUUUUUUCACAUGAUGCUGAAGAUUUUUUUUAACCAGAAAAAUAAACUUGAUAUUUUCUAA